AUGGAGAACAUUGCGGACAUUGUCGAAUUUAUCCGCCAGCCUGCGGAGGUGCUCUCCCAACAUCCAGAUGAUCUUGGUGCAAAGCAAGCACUUGAUAAAGCCAUAAAGGCUGCCAAGAGAGCUUUGGAACAGCUCCGUAGUGGUCUCACGGGAUCGCUUCAAGACGUCGAUGUGAUCAUCGAGUGGAACGAACAGUUUUUAUCGGUCGUGCCAGAAAAGCACGCGUUCCGUGCGACUUUGUUGGGCGAUCUUUCCGUCGCAUUCUAUCAACGAUUCUCGAUGAUGGGAUCCGACGGAAACGUGGAUGACUUGAACAGGGCCGUGCAACUUGCCGAAGAAGACGUCCCAGCCACGCGCCCAGGAACGGAGCAGCGGAUCUUCGCUUUAGCCAACCUCAACACAAUCUUACAAAACCGGUACGACUACACGAGAGACAAGAAAGACAUCAAGCGGGCCAUCAGCGUGGGUGAAGAUGCAGUGGAGAGGAUACCCGAGGACUGGCGUUACGCUGCCCUGAUCUUGCGUCAGCUGGCCAUCCCGCGUGCCAAGCUAUUUGAGCACACACACAGUCUAGAAGAUGCCCAACGAGCCCUUGAAGCGGCCGAGUCUGCUGUGAUGAAAGCAGAGUCACUAGGGGACAAGGCAGGCGUGGCACUCGGUUCCAACACUCUAGCAAGAAUCCUGGGGAGGCGGUUCGAGCAAACAGCGAACAUGGAGGAUCUCGACCGUGCAGUCAGCGUCCUCACCAACACUAUGAAGCUCAUCCCAAAGAGCAUGAUCGACUACGUGGUUGGCUUAAGCUAUCUGGCAACCCUACUGGGCAUCCGUUUCGAGCAACAAGGCGAUGUGGACGAUCUCACUGCAAGCAUUUCAUACACGAGGAGUGUGCUGCAGUUGAUGAGCAAAGAUGAUUCCGAUAGACCUGUUCAGUUGUACAACCUAGCGAACAGGCUUGCCGAGCGUGCGCAGUACACCGGCAUUCUCAGCGACCUCGAUGAUGCCGUUGAUUAUGGGCAACAAGCUCUACACCUAGUGCGUCCAAAUCAUCCGGAACGGACGAAUUGGCUUAGGGGACUCAGCCAGUUUCUGGGUAUGCGAUUCAGCAUGGGUUCAAAGAGUCCGGAGGACAUUCAACAAGCAAUCGACCUCAGUAGACAAGCGGCUAAGGCGGUUGACCGCGAUGAUGUGGGGAUGCGUGCGGCAUUGGUGAACGUUCUUUCAAAUCUGCUGAAGGAAAAGUACGACCAAUAUGGGGAGGUUUCCAACUUGGACGAGGCCAUUGAUGUUCUCGGGGAAGUUCUUUCAGGAGGUCUCCCAGAAACUCUUCCCGAGAGAGGAUACUUGGAAUUUGGCUUGGGGAAUGUGCUACACACGCGAAGUCACCACACUGGUGAUGCCACGGAUUUAGAGACAUCUAGAGGGGCCUUUCAGCGAGCAUGGGACUCUCGGACUGCUCCAUUGAUGAUUCGAAUCGAGGCUGCGGUUGGGGCUGCUGAGGUUGCCAAGGAGCGUCUGGAGAGUCACGAUUCCCCUGAUGCAUCGUUGCUACUUGGAUAUUGGACGGAAAUCUCGUCGGACCUCGACCAUGCCCUCAGUAUUUUCCAUGCUCUAAGCCCCCGACAUAUGCAGAAUGUCAACAAGCAACAAAUGUUGAAGAGAUUCGCUGGCCUCGGAGCCCACGCCGCCGCUGCCGCCUUGAGUGCAGGGAAGGAGGCCUCAUAUGCCUUGCAGCAGCUGGAGCUGGGGAGAGGCGUCAUAUCUGGCCUUGUUCUUGGUCUCCGGACAGACUUGUCAUUCCUCCGAGAGACACACUCAGAAUGGGCGGAUCAGCUUUCCAGUCUUCGCAACAUGCUGGACGCUGGUCAUACCACUCUAUCACCAACGGGGUCAUUGGAGUCGGGCGCACAAGCUCGCCGCCGAGCUGAAAAAGAUUUUGAAUCCCUUCUCACAAAGAUCCGCAACGAGAAAGGUUUCGAGAGAUUUUUGAUGCCGCCUACCGUUGAGCAGCUCAUGGAAGCGGCAGACCCAGAUCCUGCUGUUGUGGUCAACGUGUCUUCGUUUCGGUGUGAUGCUUUUAUAGUUGAAAAGCACCGCAUUAAGCUGCUGGAGCUUCCCCUUUUGAGUCUCAAAGACAUACAGGCAUAUGCCAAGGGACUGAAGGACCGUCCCGAUUCGCUGUCUUCCGUGUUAGAGUGGCUAUGGACCUCGGCAGUGCAUCCAAUCCUCGACGCGCUUGGUUUCGACCGCCCUCUCGCUGUGGAUGAAGAUUCAUGGCCGCACAUUUGGUGGAUACCGGUCGGACCUCUUAACAGUUUACCACUGCAUGCCGCUGGAUAUCACAACAAGCACUCUGGAGAAACAGCUCUCGAUCGUGUCAUGUCGUCAUACAGCUCAUCACUCAAGUCUCUGCUUGCAGGCCGUCGCCAAACGAUGCCACAGUAUGGUUCCGGCCCAAUCAACGCCCUGUUGGUUUCAAUGAAGAGCACACCAUAUCGCUCCCCGCUGCGGUACGCAGAGCUAGAGGUCGCCAUGCUGGAGAAACUAUGUCCGGCGCUGAAUGCGACGCCCAUACGGCCAGUCCAAGACAAAGCAAACGUCUUGGCACAGCUCAGCUCAUGCGAUAUCUUUCACUUCGCGGGUCACGGCACGUCGAACCCAUUGGAUCCCUCCCAGAGUGCUCUCCUACUCAGCGACUGGGAGAAGAGCCCGCUGACGGUGGAAGACCUCCGCAACGAGAAGCUGCAGGAGAAGCCACCAUUUCUUGCCUAUCUCUCUGCUUGUUCAACAGGGGCAAACGAGGUACUUGGAUUAGUUGAUGAAGGAAUCCAUCUCGGCUACGCCUGCCAGCUCGCAGGCUUCCGACACGUUGUAGGCACCUUAUGGACUGUGUCUGACCCCUUUUGCGUCAACGUAGCCCAAAAGUUUUAUGAGACGAUCCGCAAUGAGGGAAAGACAGAUACAGCCGUCCAUCGCGGACUCCACCUAGCGUUGAGGGAGUUACGAGACGUUCAGGUCGGCGCCAACAUUCGCGGCUCUGGCACUGACGUGAUUGAUGCUGUAGGUCCAGAUGAUGAGGGAAAAGAGGGGGCCAUAUCAUGGAGAGAUGUCAAUGACAACGAUGGCAGCAAUGAUGGAGGUGGCACUGCGGUGAGUUCUGGGUCAAGAAAAGGAGACGGAGUCGACGAUGAGGAACCGUCUAUGAAUUCGCUUUGGGUUCCAUUUGUUCACUUUGGUGUGUGA
Colletotrichum fioriniae is the source of this 3240-nucleotide messenger RNA. RefSeq lists its product as uncharacterized. NCBI's taxonomy places the organism in Eukaryota, Fungi, Ascomycota, Sordariomycetes, Glomerellales, Glomerellaceae. The record is from RefSeq and is a predicted model, not a curated record. Gene Ontology annotation, molecular function: protein binding.